GUUAUCAUCCAACCAUGCCCCAUCUCCAUUCCAUCCCAAUUCCAUACUGAGUUUAGACGCUUUCUCGACAGUCUCCACUACCGCUACUUUCAGCAGCAACAAAAACAUUGAAGCUGCAAAACCGCACAGAUAUCAAAGUCAGGGCUGUUUUGGCUUCUUUCUCCAAAGAAUCUGGCGGCACCAACGAAGUAGAGUCUCUCUCAACAACCUCAAACACCUUUUUCUAUAUGUUUUGUGCAUAAAUGGCAUCAUCUCUUCUCUCCAGAACUCUCUUGGGUCACCGCUUGAGUCAAUUCUCAUCCUCUCUCACACACAAACCCCUGAUUUUCUCUUCUCUUUUCAAUAAGAGACAGCUUUGUGUACAGGCUGAGCCUACCUAUACACCAUAUAAAACAUCUGGUCGGCCUUAUCGUUUUAUGGCCUCCUCAGCAAUUGACAGAAGAACUAAUUUUUCGAUGCAAUCUCUAUCCACGAAUGAUCCGGUCGUUUCUGUUGAUUGGCUCCAUGCUAAUCUAAGGGAGCCUGAUAUGAAGGUGUUUGAAUUUAUAUAUGGACCAGGAACCCUUUCAAAGCAUAUGCUUAGUCAUUCUUGUUACUUUUUGGAGUUUGAAGUAAUGGUUGUCAUGUAUGACAUCAUGGUGCUGGAUGCAUCCUGGUACAUGCCAGACGAGCAGAGGAAUCCUAUUCAAGAGUAUCAGGUUGCUCACAUUCCUGGUGCUCUUUUCUUUGAUGUUGAUGGAAUAGCGGAUCGAACUACAAAGUUGCCACAUAUGCUGCCAUCUGAGGAAGCCUUUGCUGCUGCGGUGUCUGCUCUUGGCAUCCAGAAUAAUGAUGGACUGGUUGUUUACGAUGGGAAGGGAAUUUUUAGUGCAGCACGUGUCUGGUGGAUGUUCCGAGUCUUUGGGCAUGACCGAGUAUGGGUGUUAGAUGGAGGCCUCCCAAGGUGGCGUGCAUCGGGAUAUGAUGUUGAAUCUAGUGCUUCUAGUGAUGCUAUUUUGAAAGCCAGUGCUGCCAGUGAGGCUAUAGAGAAAGUCUAUCAGGGACAAACAGCUGGACCAGUCACAUUUCAGACAAAAUUUCAGCCACAUCUUGUCUGGACACUCGAUCAGGUUAGAAGAAACAUUGAGGAAAAAACUCACCAGCAUAUAGAUGCCCGCUCUAAGCCCCGAUUUGAUGGUGCUGCACCAGAACCUCGCAAGGGAAUAAGAAGUGGCCAUGUCCCUGGCAGCAAAUGUAUUCCUUUUCCCCAUAUGUUGGAUGCUUCACAGACACUUUUACCCGCUGAUGAGCUUGAGAAAAGAUUUCAGGAAGAAGGCAUCUCAUUGGAAGGCCCUGUUGUUACUUCUUGUGGCACUGGUGUAACUGCUUGUGUUCUGGCAUUGGUACUUUCCCUUGCUAUGUGCUCCUGGUCCAUCUCUACCUUUAUGUUUAACAUUUAUCCAUAUUCCCCUUAAACCUCAGGAGGGGGAAAAAUAAUGGCCUCCAUCGACUUGGGAAGUCUGAUGUUGCUGUGUAUGAUGGAUCUUGGACCGAAUGGGGUGCACAAUCAGACACACCUGUUGACACUUCACUGUAAAUCUUAAUGCCACCUGGUCAAAAUGUUCAGAGCAAAACAGCUUGAGAUCGGCAAGUUCAGUACUCAGAUUGCGAAGAAAAGGGGUCGAAUCUAUAACAGUUGAAUAUAAUUCAUCAUUUUUCAUUUCCAGUUUGCACCUGUAUGGUAACCUCAGAUCCACACCUGGUUUGAAAACAGAAAUGUUGAAUUCUAAGAUGUCUAUGAAAAAUGUUGUUUGCUGUUCACAUGAGCUGACAACAUAGGAUUCUGCUGCUUGCAAUCCCAUUUUUAGGGCAGCAGAUGACUCAUAGGAGCUUAAGGGGUGAUGACCAGUGUUGGAACAUUGGUAUUGGUCAAAGAUAAAUAAAUAAGCAGCAGCAGCAUAAGUUUGUUUCCUAUUGGUUGUUAA
Theobroma umbraticum is the source of this 1964-nucleotide messenger RNA. Its product is annotated as thiosulfate/3-mercaptopyruvate sulfurtransferase 2-like. Gene Ontology annotation, molecular function: thiosulfate-cyanide sulfurtransferase activity. The record is from RefSeq and is a predicted model, not a curated record. NCBI's taxonomy places the organism in Eukaryota, Viridiplantae, Streptophyta, Magnoliopsida, Malvales, Malvaceae. Gene Ontology annotation, cellular component: mitochondrion.